Molecule: messenger RNA, 1913 nt
Organism: Punica granatum (pomegranate)
Lineage: Eukaryota; Viridiplantae; Streptophyta; Magnoliopsida; Myrtales; Lythraceae
Source: RefSeq, a predicted model, not a curated record
CAAACCUCACGUCAUCCUCACUAUAUAUACUCCCCCCACCCUCGGUUUUGGCCUCUCCUUACUGCUCUCCCCCUCUCUGUUGGCCGCGAAGAAGACGACUUAGGAAGAUCGGACCCGUCGUUCUCGGAGGUUGGCCUCGGUGCGAUCUCUGAGACCUAGCGAUCAUCUCGUCUAUCUCUUCGCUGUCACGGUUUGAAAUUGUAAAAGAUGGCCGAUGCUGAGGAUAUUCAGCCCCUAGUCUGUGACAAUGGUACUGGAAUGGUGAAGGCUGGGUUUGCUGGCGAUGAUGCACCUAGGGCAGUCUUCCCCAGUAUCGUUGGCCGACCUAGGCACACCGGUGUUAUGGUUGGUAUGGGUCAGAAGGAUGCAUAUGUUGGUGAUGAAGCCCAAUCUAAGAGAGGUAUACUCACCUUGAAGUAUCCCAUCGAGCACGGUAUAGUGAGCAACUGGGAUGACAUGGAAAAGAUCUGGCAUCACACUUUCUACAAUGAGCUCCGUGUGGCUCCUGAAGAGCACCCUGUUCUUCUUACGGAAGCUCCUCUCAACCCCAAGGCCAACAGAGAGAAGAUGACUCAGAUUAUGUUUGAGACAUUCAAUGUGCCCGCCAUGUAUGUUGCCAUUCAGGCCGUUCUGUCCCUGUAUGCCAGUGGUCGUACAACUGGUAUCGUGCUUGAUUCUGGUGAUGGUGUGAGCCACACGGUCCCCAUUUACGAGGGUUAUGCUCUGCCCCAUGCUAUCCUCCGUCUUGACCUUGCUGGUCGUGACCUCACUGAUGCUCUAAUGAAGAUUCUAACUGAGAGAGGUUACAUGUUCACCACCACCGCCGAGCGGGAAAUUGUCCGUGACAUGAAGGAGAAACUUGCAUAUGUCGCCCUCGACUACGAACAGGAGCUCGAGACCGCUAAGAGCAGCUCAUCAGUUGAGAAGAACUACGAGCUGCCCGAUGGACAAGUCAUCACCAUCGGUGCGGAGAGGUUCCGCUGCCCAGAAGUCCUCUUCCAGCCCUCGCUGAUCGGCAUGGAAGCUGCUGGAAUCCACGAGACUACCUACAACUCCAUCAUGAAGUGUGAUGUGGAUAUCAGGAAGGACCUGUACGGUAACAUUGUUCUCAGUGGUGGGUCCACCAUGUUCCCUGGUAUUGCUGACAGGAUGAGCAAGGAGAUCACUGCUCUUGCGCCAAGUAGCAUGAAGAUUAAGGUGGUGGCUCCGCCCGAGAGAAAGUACAGUGUCUGGAUCGGAGGAUCGAUCCUCGCAUCUCUCAGCACCUUCCAGCAGAUGUGGAUCUCCAAGGGUGAGUACGAUGAGUCGGGUCCAUCAAUCGUCCACAGGAAGUGCUUCUAAAGCCAAAAUGAAUUUUUCCGGUGGUGAGUUAAGUUUUUUCUCUGCAUCUAGUUGCCUUCUUUGUAUAAUGUGUCAUUUGGAACUCUCAAAAGUUUGUUUAAGAUGAUAUGAGCUUUGAGAUUUGAGAUAAGUUGGUGGUCAGGUGAAGUGGAGGGAGGGCAUGUUCUAGUCCAGAAAAAGAAAAUGUAUUACAUACUGUAGCUCUCUAUGCUUGUAAUUCACUGCAAUUUUACCAGCCUUUCGUAUUAGAAGCCAAAAGAAAAAAGGGGAAAAAAGAGAGAGCUUGUAAUGGGUCUUUUUCUCUGUAUUCGGGUCGGUUGGCAGACAAUUGGGGGGGAUUUGAAGUCGGAUUUUUCACCCGGCAACUGAUCUGGUUGGGCUUUCUUUCUGUAGGGGGAAUGUUUGUAGCAGGAGAUUGGAUUGUGAUAUGUUUUUUCAAUUUCUUCUUUGACUUAUUUCUUCAAUUUAAGAUUUAAGAUAUGAUUUUUCAUAAUCUUGGCUCCCAGAAUUAUAUUACAUAUGCUUAUGGUAAUAUUAUAAAUGUAUUACAGAAUAUUGAGAAUUAGAAGCUA